GGCAGCCAUGUUGACGAACAUGACUAACAUUCGGUUGCGGAAAUGCUUUAAAUUCUUACACCAGUAUAAAUGUCACUCGCUCUGAAUACUUUAAUUGUGUGUGUUAUGCGUUGUUCUGUUAUCCUUCACCAGUGCGACCAGUAAGACGACGUCAUGUGUGACUUGUUUCUUCCUGACUGCCCGAUCGAUAACGGCACAAAAGGAGUCUCGGAUGGAUUGGUUGAGCAGCUCAGACCCGUACAUCCCCAGAGUUUGAGAGGUACCGCUGGCUGUGAGACAUGGAGCGUGGAUUUUUCACCUGGAGGAUCACUUUUCGCUUGGUCUAUGGGUUAUGGCGUCGUGAAGGUGCUUGCAUGGCCCCUGCCAAAUAGCGAAGAAGGAGGAGACGAUGUUCGGGAUGCCCAGCUAACCGAUAAAACCUCAGACAGGACUUUGAAUUGUGGCCAUACUGUUUGGGGGUUAGCUUUUGGACCCCGUCCAAGGAAGCGUCCUGGUGCAACCAGCCACGCCUCUUAUGAACUUACCGAGGAUGUCCAAAUGUUGUUUCUUGCCACAGGUCUUAAUAACGGCAUCAUUAAGAUCUGGCGCGUGUCAACCGGUGAGGCACUUUUUGAUCUGAAAGGACAUCAGUCUGUUGUCAGGGAAUUGGUCUUUACUCCCAAUGGAACUCUAACACUUGUGUCUGGCUCUCGUGACAAAACACUGAGGAUAUGGGAUUUAACAAGCACAGGCAGAACAUGCCGUGUGUUGUCAGGCCACAGAGGUUGGGUUAUUUGUUGCAGGGUCUCUCCUGACAGCAGCAUGAUUGCAUCAGUCUGCAGCUCAGACAAUAGAGUGUGCUUGUGGAGUCUUCGGUCCUACACCUUCAUAAGGCACCUAGCGUUCACCAAACAGAGCGCUAUAUCAUCCUGCGACUUCUCCCCAGACGGAGCUGUGCUGGCAGUGGGCUCAUAUGGCCUUCACAACUCCGCUGGCUGGAGGGUGGAUCUCUGGGACCCGUACACUGCUGAGCUUCUGGUAACACUCGAGGACUGUUGUAGCUGUGAACCCUUUAUGAAUUCCAAAACAAUCAAGACUCUGUGCUUUUCCCCUGAUGGACUGUUUUUGGCUCUGGUCGUAGACCACAGAGCUCUAAGACUCUGGGAACUGGGUCAGAACACUUUCAUGAUGGAGACAGACCUGACCACAUUCCACAACGAACUGUGCUGCACUUUUCAUCCACAGGAGGGCAUCAUUGCCACAGGGACAAGAGAUGGCCAUGCCAAAUUCUGGAGAGUAAAGCCCAUGAUCCCCAGCCUUAGCCACCUGUGUCGCGCCGUCCUACGCUUCUCAGUGUCAACUCAUCAGAUGAAAGCCUUUCCCAUUCCCCAGAAGCUUCUGGAGUUUCUCACCUACAGGGACACCCCUAAGAGACAGAAGACCUACUGCAGGGCCCACUGUAGAUGAUGAUGGUGAUGAUGAAGAUGCUGUGGAUAUCACUGAUGAUACAGACAACAGUCGCAACUUACAAAAGUGUCUAUUUAUUUCCAACUUGUAAAUGUAUUUAUACAUAUGUCCAAUUCUGUGAAUAUUUUGUUCAAGGUGUAACUAGUUGUGUUCUGCUUUGUGUGUUCAAGUGCGUAUUUGGAAGAGUGAUGUUUAAAAACAAAACACUUUAAAGCUCACAGGUUCACAGCCAAGAACCCUCAAAGGAGAUCAGGAGGAUCAGAUGAUUAGUCAAGCCGGUGUGUCUGUUUUAUGAUGCCUCACUGACUACCAUGUCUCUCACUGCUUGAAAAGCUCCAACCAUUGAGCUCAGCUGAAUCUUCUCACUGGUUCCCGAAGCCAGUCGAUACCUUAAAGAGAAAAGCACAAUAAAAGUUUGAUAUUAGACAAA
This is a messenger RNA of Clupea harengus (Atlantic herring), 1876 nucleotides long. RefSeq names its product WD repeat and SOCS box containing 2 (gene wsb2). Gene Ontology annotation, molecular function: protein binding. NCBI's taxonomy places the organism in Eukaryota, Metazoa, Chordata, Actinopteri, Clupeiformes, Clupeidae. Gene Ontology annotation, biological process: protein polyubiquitination; intracellular signal transduction. The record is from RefSeq and is a predicted model, not a curated record.